GAGAGAGAGAGAGAGAGAGAGAGAGAGAGAGUUUCCAGCUGAUCACUGGAAAGCAGCAGCAGCAGCAGCAGCAGAACUCGGAUCGGCUGCAUGAGGAUCCCUCGGUGUGGUCAUGUCUGGAUUCUUUCUAUCUGUGCUGUUGCUCCUCCCGCUGGUGGCCUCUGUCCCCUCCCCCUCCAGGUCACCACCCAAAUACUGCCGAAGAUGCUGCGAUCACCUGGAUCCGCCUGUAAGCAACUCGCCCCAACCCGUGGCCUAUCAGACGCCAGAGGUUCGCACGUUCAUUAACAUGACCAUUCUCAAAGGAGAUAAAGGGGAUCGGGGUGAGAGAGGAACUCCGGGGAAACCAGGAGAAGAAGGUUCUCCAGGUCCCAAAGGAGCCAUUGGUCUUAAAGGCAGCAAAGGGCAGGCCGGAGCUCCUGGAGACCCCUGCAAGAGCCAGAAAUCGUCCUUCUCAGUGGGCCGCCGAAAGGCCCUCCACAGCGACGACUAUUACCAGGCACUACUCUUUGACACCGUGUUUGUCAACCUUGACGAACACUUCAACAUGUUUAAAGGCAAGUUCUACUGCUAUGUGCCGGGUAUCUACUUCUUCAACAUUAACAUCCACACAUGGAAUUUUAAGGAGACCUAUCUGCACCUGAUGCAGAACGAACGCGAGCAGGUUAUCCUGUACGCACAGCCCAGUGACCGCUCCAUCAUGCAGAGCCAGAGCGUCAUGCUUUCUCUCGAGCUUAACGACGAAGUCUGGGUGCGCCUCUACAAGCGGGAGCGGGAAAAUGCCAUUUACAGUGAUGACGUUGACGUCUACAUCACCUUCAAUGGCUACCUUGUGGCUCCUGCUGCAUAGAAAUGGCAUCACAGGGAUGGUUUCCCAAUACUGAGAGUGGGAAUUAUGGAUUAAGUCUUCUCUCAGGGAAAACGUGCCAAUGGAGUUCUAUGAAGGGGAAGGAUGCAGUGCUAAUUGAAUAAUUAACAAUGCAUUAGGUACAGUUAGCUAACAGAUGAUUUACAUAUUGGUGCUAAAAUAGCUGACUCACUAACAAUUUGAUUCGGUACCUUUGGUUUUAUCGUUUUUUUUGUUUUUUUUUUGCUGUGUUACAUAUGAUUAACUUGGCUGCAGAGCAGCCUCAAUGGGCAAAACUAAAAUAUAUAACAAAAUAUCAUAGAUCUGUUAAAUCUCCUCAGAAGCUUCUUCUGAGCACAGCAAUGUACAUUGUGAAAUGAAAACAGGUCACCUGUACUGUACUGUAUCUGUCCUUCAAAAAAAAAACAGUACUUCCUAAAAGGGGGUUGACUGGAAAAUACUCCAGACUUAUGUAAGCAUUUGGCUUGGAUCAUAGUCUUUACUUAUUACCAUGUCUCUAGCGCCAGCCUGGACUGAGUAACAGUUUUUGGUUGUUGAGGUGAGGCCUUUGCUUAUACUGUACUAGCCAGCCAGGCUUUUUCAGUGCCAUUAACACCAAUACAGAGGGACAGGAGUAAAGCUGUAGCAGCAAUCAACCUAAAACCUAUUAACCUGCUAUCUUUAAAAAAACAUACUAAAAAAAUAGUCCAUUUUUUGCAUAAGUGCAUAAAUAAUGCAUUCAGUAGUUGACUAUCUAGAUGGUACAGGAUGAAUACGUUAGGGUUAGAUGAAUUAUAUCAUCUUAUCCCAUUGACUUUAUACUGUUGGUGUAAUGAUGUACCAUUGGAUUUAUAUAUUUACUGGUAUAAGUGACCAGUUUCCUUGCAGCUGGCUUUUUAUCAGUGACCAUAACAAUUAUGUUUUCUUCCUUUUGAUGCAUUUUAGAAGGUUAUUAACAUGUCAUAGCUAAUGUCUUGUUGCUUCAGUGCCAAUAAAUUUGGCAAGUGUGACGUUUGUUUUUAAAUGAAAAAUAAUUAAAUCAAUCAAUCAAAUAAGUCAUUAGUUAAAUGUCAAGUUAAAUGAGGUAAAUAAAUUGUGUAAAUAGCCUUGUGUAAAUUACCCUGAAUGUAAAGUCAGUGAUUUAAUAUUUGUACCAAAGCGGUUAACUAUCCUGGGAUUGGCAGAUUCUCUGAUUCCUAGUCUUUCAUUUUGCUAGAUUCAUAACAUCUUAAUGAUGAGCAUGAAAAUAGCAACUGGGCAAGAAGAGGAAAACCUGUCUAAUGCCCAACCAAAUUAGCAUUAGAGAUAUGAAAGGCCAUGUUUGCCCCAUACAAAAAAUGAUGCCUGAAAGUUUUUCAACAUGCCCGCUGUGUUAAGAUAAUGCACCAUGAGGGACUAUAAGUUGAACGUGAUUUAGCACUUAAGUAUGACAAAAAGGAGGCUUUAUCGUAAAACGGCCAUAAAGCAUAUCCAACUUGCAAUCCCUUUUAAACAGUUUCGCUCAAUAAAUGUGCUUUCCUUACUUUUGUGAAAAUGCUCCCCAUUACUCAUGUAUGCAUUGUGGAUUGCUUGAAAGGUACAGCUAGGAAGAAAUGAGGGACAUUGGGACAUCGAAGAAAUAAACAUAGUGGUGUAAAAGUGUCUAAAGUGAGCUGUCUUAAUACUGUGCCACUGAUAUUGAUUAGAUCUGAAAGAAAAAGAGGCCACCCAUCUGCCUCUGGAAGGGAACCCAGCUGCGUUAGAGCUGCUAUGUUUAUAGACAGCAGAAACAGGAAACCAGACCAACUAUCUGUAAUCACAACCAGAUAACAAGUCAGUGACAGCGAGAGAGUAGUAAAGGACAGAGGGUGGUUCUUGCUCAAAAUAUAUAAACCACACACCACUUUAUUUUUUUCAUUAACCAAUAUUAGUCAGUAAUACAGCCAAAAGACAGCUUAUAGAGCUUGCCAAUGAGAAACGUAGAUUGGACUUAUAUUUGCUGUUAAAGAAAUUUUUACUAUCCAAAAUGGCUUAGUUAUGGGCAGACAAAACCCACUCUUGGCUGAAGCAAUACAACACUGAUGUUAUUACUCUAUAAACAGUUAAAUGAAGGGCAAUGAGCAGGUCACUGUGAGACAACGUCUACAGAAAACUCCAGUCGUUUACAUCUUUUUGUAUACAGCCCCACUGUAUAAAUGUGGUUUUAAUGGCAUUGAGGAGGUUUAUAGUGUUUGCUGAUUUUGGAUCAGUUUUCUGCAUGUAUGUGUGAGAGUCUGGGUUUUUGUUUAGUCUUGAGUUCCAGGUUGUUUUGCAGCCGUAACCUCAAAUUUGAUCCUUGCCUUUGACAACUAGUGCAAUAGCAAGUAUCUGUCAGAAACAGAUACUCUUUGUUGAGGCAUUGUCUGAGUGGUGACAGUUCUACUUACUUCAGCGUGCUUCUAGAAAAUACACCUAGGUACAUUUCUGUUUAUCCUGAAAUCAAAAACCUGAACCACAGCAAAGCCUCAGUUAAUAGAUAAUACAUCACAAGGAAAUCAAAAUAACAUGAUUUUAGGUGGUCCUACAAUCAAAAACAUACCUCAGAGUGAGGUUAGUAUUAGCUGAAGAUAGCAUAUCAUUUAUUUCCAGUACAUAUUUCCAGUUAGUGGAAUUUGUACAUUACAAGAAAAUUCCUUUUUAGUUAAUAGUACAAUCAAAACAUGCCUCAAAGCAAUGCUAGUAUUUUCUGUACUUAUCAUGUUACAACAAAAUCUGUUUUGAAGGAGAUUUUCUUAUCAAAACAUGCCUUAGAGUGAGGCUAGUAUUAACUGUAGCUAGCAUUUAUAAUAUUUCCAGGAAAAACUUUGCGAUCUGCAUACCGAUCCAGUUUUUGCUUGAAGUUAGCAUAUCACAAGAAGGUUAAGAUAAGAUUUACAGGUGAUUCCUACAGUACUAUCCAAACACUGACCUGAAGUGAAACUAGCACUGUCUAGAGUUUCAGUUGAUCCUACUGAAAAAAAAUGACUCAGAGUGAGGCUGGUAUUCUCUACAAGGCCUAGUAUAUCAGAAGAUCCAUUUCAAGGUGAUAAUACUUUUAAACAUGUCUCAGAGUGAAGCUUGUAUCAGCUGGAGUUAGCACAUCAAAAGGAAGUCUAUUUAUGAGCUAUUCAGUCGAUCCUACCAUCAAAAUGUGCUCUAAAUGUGGCAAGCACUGGGUUUCUCAUGUAACAAGAAAGUUUGUUUUUGAUAUUUUUACGAGAUUCUAGAAUCCAAAACCUGACUCAGAGCAAGGCUCAGAUUUUAAGGUUACAAUACCAUCAAAAACAUGCCUUAGCUUCAGUUAGCAUGCCAGAAAAACAUUUAUUUAUGAGAUUUCCAGGUAUUUUACUAGUGAAAAGUUGACUCAGGUUAAGGCUAGUGUGGUUUGGAGUUGUUACAGUACAUUACAAGAAAGUCCUUCUUUCAGGUUAUCAUACUGCUGGUUGUUAAACAGAUCAAACAUCUGACUGAAAAGGAAAACUUUAAUUAACUCACACAAGAAUAUUACCAUGCUAACAUUAAAGUGGGCUGCCAUUUCAAAAUUGAGCUUAGCAAAACACAGCUCAUAUAGUUUAACCUUGCCAGCAUACUUUAUUGCUCAAGCAAAAUCUGCUCCAUUCUACAUCUAAUCCAGAUGUUACUGUGGACAUUCAGAUAACUGGAAUUAAACAAGGAUGCUAGAACAAGAACACCAGACAUGGAGAACUAACCACAAAGGUUGCGAAGAAGUUUAUAUUUCUGUCCCGGUCAAUUGGCUGCUCUUUUAAAGUCGAUAACUGAGGUACUAUUCCACUUUCCACACUUAAGCAAUUUACAUGUCAGCUGUUGAAAUUAGAUCAUGUUUUCAAUUACAAAACAAUGUUCAAAUAUUGCUGGGAUUUAAAAACCUGGUUAUUCUUCAUGUGUUUCUGAUGCCAGGCCUAAAGAUUGGUGCUUUAUUAUAAAGGUGCUAAAUUGUAAGUUUACUAGCAAAGGUGCACUUUUUGUAUACAUGAAUAUAAAUAUUGCUUGUAUUGUGUAAAAACAUUUUUUUAUAUGCCAAACAUUACCAUUAAAUUCUGCAGCAAAGUAA
Messenger RNA from Tachysurus vachellii, 4916 nucleotides. RefSeq names its product C1q and TNF related 6b (gene c1qtnf6b). NCBI's taxonomy places the organism in Eukaryota, Metazoa, Chordata, Actinopteri, Siluriformes, Bagridae. The record is from RefSeq and is a predicted model, not a curated record. Bases 113 to 850 code for a protein of 245 amino acids. Gene Ontology annotation, molecular function: protein binding. The transcript has 3 exons.